Molecule: messenger RNA, 1797 nt
Organism: Propithecus coquereli (Coquerel's sifaka)
Lineage: Eukaryota; Metazoa; Chordata; Mammalia; Primates; Indriidae
Gene: TMEM130
Product: transmembrane protein 130
Exons: 8
Coding region: 264-1535 (423 amino acids)
Source: RefSeq, a predicted model, not a curated record
CGUGGGGACGGAUGCGGGGAGGGACGCAGGGAGAGGACGGGGCGCGGCGCGGCUGACGCGGGCCGGGGUCGCGCGGCGGGCCGUGGGCGGCGGCGGUGGCGCGCAGCGACAGAGCGUCCCGAGACGAGGACGAGCGAGCGCGGCGCCCGCACCUCCCCGCACAGCCCGCGCCGCGCGCCCGGAGGAGCGGCCGCAGCCUCCGCCAAGCUUGAGCCGCGCUCCCUCCGCGUCCUCUCCGCGCUGCUCCGGCUCCGGGCCCCGCCAUGGCCCCGGCAGCGUGGUCGCGCUUCGGCCGCGUCCUCUGGCUCGCCUGCCUCCUGCCCUUAGCCACGGCUAGGGUGGCCGCAGGCAUGUAUGAACUCAAUCUCACCACUGAUGGCCCUGGCACCACGGGAGCAGAGGUGACCAUCUCGGCCAGCCUGUUGGCCAAGGACAACAGCAGCUUGGCCCUGCCCGCCGAUGCCCAUCUCUACCGCUUCCACUGGAUCCACACCCCGCUGAUGCUCACUGGCAAGACAGAGAAGGAUCUCAGCUCGACCAUCCGCAUGGUCAGCAGUGCGCCCGGGGACUUCCCGGUCUCCGUCUGGGUCACUGCUGCCAACUGCUGGAUGUGCCAGCCUGUGGCCAAGGGCUUUUUGGUCCUCCCCAUCACAGAGUUCCUGGUGGGGAACCUCGUGGUCACCCAGAACACCUCCCUGCCCUGGCCCAGCUCCUACCUCACCAAGACCAUCCUCAAAGUCUCUUUCCUCCUCCACGACCCAAGCAACUUCUUCAAGACCGCCUCGUUUCUCUACAGCUGGGACUUCGGAGACGGGACCCAGAUGGUGACCGAAGACUCUGUGGUCUAUUACAACUAUUCCAUCAUUGGAACCUUCACCGUGAAGCUCAAAGUGGUGGCGGAGUGGGAGCAGGCAGAGCCGGACACUGCGAAGGGCGUUAUGCAGAAGACCGGUGACUUCUCUGCCUCGCUGAAGCUGCAGGAAAGCCUUCGAGGCAUCCAAGUCUUGGGGCCCACCCUCAUUCAGACCUUCCAAAAGCUGACGGUGACCUUGAACUUCCUGGGGAGCCCCCCACUGACCGUGUGCUGGCGUCUCAAGCCCGAGUGCCUCCCGCUGGAGGAGGGGGAAUGCCACCCCGUGUCCGUGGCCAGCAUGACGUACAACCUGACUCACACCUUCAGGGACCCUGGGGACUACUGCUUCAGCAUCCGGGCGGAGAAUAUCAUCAGCAAGACGCAUCAGUACCACAGGGUCCAGGUGUGGCCCUCCAGCAUCCAGCCGGCUGUCUUUGCCUUCCCAUGCGCAACACUUAUCACUGUGAUGCUGGCCUGCAUCAUGUACCUGACCCUGCGGAAUGCAACUCAGCAAAAGGACAUGGUAGAGAACCCGGAGCCGCCCUCUGGGGUCAGGUGCUGCUGCCAGAUGUGCUGUGGGCCCUUCUUGCUGGAGACUCCAUCUGAGUACCUGGAAAUUGUCCGCGAGAACCACGGGCUGCUCCCGCCCCUCUACAAAUCUGUCAAAACUUACACUGUGUGAGCACCCCACCCCCAUCUCAGUGUUAAGUGAUUGCCUACUUGGAGCUUUGGGCACGGUGGUGUGCACCUCUGACCAGGAGGGGUUCACGUGCAAGGAGCUGUUGGCCCUGGCCAGCCGGCCAUCUGUACAGUCUAGCCACUGCCACAAGCCCGUCUGUGACACACCCCCAGCCAUUCGCCCAUCUGUAUAGUCCAGCCACUGAAGUAAGCCCUUCUCAGUCACCCCCAUCCCGCCCCCUGUCCUUAAAGAGGCUCUGGGCAGG